Molecule: messenger RNA, 1315 nt
Organism: Platichthys flesus (European flounder)
Lineage: Eukaryota; Metazoa; Chordata; Actinopteri; Pleuronectiformes; Pleuronectidae
Gene: inip
Product: ints3 and nabp interacting protein
Exons: 1
Coding region: 821-1132 (103 amino acids)
Biological process (GO): DNA repair
Cellular component (GO): SOSS complex; nucleoplasm; nucleus
Source: RefSeq, a predicted model, not a curated record
AUCCUGCCUGUAGACAUCCUAAAAUGUCCUAUAGAAAUACCUGGAAAAGCUAAUAUGAGCAGGAGUAAAAUUGUAAUCCCUGUUAGGCAAAAAUAACUUUUAAAAUAUUACGAAUAAUGAGAGAAAAAGAAGAUCCAUCACAUUAAUCAAACAUGAUGUGAUUUGGAGACAUUAUUAGCUAGACAUUCAAACAUUACACUGUCAGUAGCUUUUCAGUUGAACUUAUAUUGGUCCAGUGCGAUGCCUAUAAGGUAUGUUAUUCAGUGUACACUACUGACAUCUAGUGGUCAGUUUUUUCACUAUAACAAUAUUGACAAAAAAAUAGCUUGAACAAUACAUAUUGUUAUUGUUUAAUAGCAGUAAUUGUAGCUAUUGAAAUAAUCUAGGGGUGUAAAUAUAGGCACAUAAUGUGUUAUAUUUAAAAGGGAGCAUCUAAGUUAGGGGCACAAACAUUUUUUUUUAAAUACAUAUAUAUAUAUAGUACGUAUUAAAGACCAACAGUUGAUUUAUCACAAAAAUUGAAAUAGACUUGACACUUCUAAUAUAAGGUUGUAUGAUAACUUGUUUGAUGAUCCGACGGUAGAAAGGGCUUCUUCUGUAACGUGUGCUUUUAUUUUGGAAGGUAGGAAGCUGAAGAAACGAGCCGGAAGUGCUUUACCGUGUCAGCAUGUAGCAUCCCUCUGGUUCUCAGGGCUGCCGGUCUGUAAGCAACAUUAGCUUCCGUUAGCUUAAUAAGCUCAUCGCAUAAACAAGUAACGGCGACCAGCCUCGUUCAUGGACCGGAGCCCCCGCUGACUCUCCCCGCUGCCUAGCUGCGAACAUGGCGGCCAACCCUCCGGGACCAGGCUUUCCGAACAAGGCCCGCGUUGCCAUCCUGGCGGAGCUGGACAAGGAGAAGAGGCGGCUGCUGCAGAGCGGGUCCAUGAACAGCCCCGGAGCCAACAUCGCGCUGUCGUCCAGACCGAGCCUGAAGGACGCGAGGGACUGCGCCGAGCAGCAGCACAUCGCCGCCCAGCAGAAGGCGGCCCUGCAGCACGCACACGGACACUCGUCCGGCUUCUUCAUCACUCAGGACUCCUCUUUCGGGAACCUCAUCCUCCCGGUGCUCCCGCGCCUGGAUCCCGAAACCUGACUCUCCAUCCUCGCGACAAACACUGACCCGACCCAGGCCUCUUGGACCCUGGGGGAAAAACUCCCUUUGUUUUGUUACUCUUUUAUACGAUGUGUGUGUCCUGUGUGUGAUUUAGUGUGAUUAAAACGAGGCUUUUGAACGCAUCAUCAGUGUUACUCUAUCUGAUGAGGCGCAGAAAUGAAA